Hevea brasiliensis (rubber tree) is the source of this 883-nucleotide messenger RNA. Its product is annotated as thaumatin-like protein 1b. The coding region runs from base 60 to 776 and encodes 238 amino acids. Gene Ontology annotation, cellular component: extracellular region. The record is from RefSeq and is a predicted model, not a curated record. NCBI's taxonomy places the organism in Eukaryota, Viridiplantae, Streptophyta, Magnoliopsida, Malpighiales, Euphorbiaceae. Gene Ontology annotation, biological process: defense response. The transcript has 2 exons.
GCCCAUCUCAGCUUCUUAUUUCACAAAGCAUCUCCCAAGGUCAAUAGAAGAUUUAUUCAAUGGCUGAAAAAUCUGUUUUCAACCUUCUUCUUCCUCUUUUGUUGCUGGUUACACUUAGUACAGGUGGAAACUGUGAUAUAACCUUCAUGUUUGAAAAUAAUUGCCAGGAAACAUUGUGGUUUGCCUCAAGCCCAUCGGACGGAGACCUUGAUCCCGAAAAUGGACCAGACACACUGGAAAUAUUCUCCAUGCCGGAUCCAUGGAGUGGAAGUAUAUGGGUACGAACCAAGUGUACCACCAAUUUAACUGGUUACUUCUCUUGCGAAACUGGAGAUUGCGGGUCAGGCACAAUAGACUGCCAGGGUCCACCACCCACAUUCCCAGUCACUGAACUCAAUUUCAAUAUCAAUCAAAAUGUGGUUUCAUAUGAAGUGAGCUUGAUCCAUGGGCACAACAUUGCAGUCCGGAUCCAACCGAAUGGCGGGUCAUUAACCGAAGGCGGAUCUGGGCCGUGCCCUGUCGUAGAUUGCAUUGAGGAUAUUAGCAACAUUUGUCCAGCUCCUCUGGUGGCUAAAAACAAAGAUGGAGUCUAUGUUGGAUGCUAUAAUGCAUGUGAUAUAUUAAAGGAUCCAAAAUAUUGCCGGGAUAAUGAAUACUCACAACUUUUCAAGAAAUUGUGCAAUUUAGCACAUACUUAUCCUGGAGACAGUAAUCCUCCACUUUACAAAUGCAGUGGGGCUAUCAGUUACAAUAUCACGUUCUGUCCUGUGUUAUAAAUUUUGACAAAUUCUAUAAUUCAAUAAACUCAUUUACAUUUAUGUGAAUGUAAGGAAUAUAGAAAUUUAGCGUUCCUGAUUCACGUCUUUCAAUAAAUUUUCCUUUU